AUGUUACAUACAAUGAAUUCUUAUAAUUAUGAUAAUAUUUAUCCACAAUAUGAUAAUCAUGAAGAUCCCAAUAGUAAUUCAAUAUUCAUGAAACUUGUACCUAAAAAGAUGUACUCAAAUUCUGUUAAUCAAAUUCUUUCCAGUGAUCCAUGUCGUGUAUGUGGUUUUGACAAGAAUACUGGUCGUAAUUUCGGUGUUAUAACUUGUUCAACAUGUAAAGCAUUUUUUCGAAGAAAUGGUCGUACUGGUUCAUUAUUACCACCAUGUCGUUUUGGUGGUCAAUGUUCUGUUACUGAACGAACACGUCGUCAAUGUUCAUCAUGUCGUUUAGCGAAAUGUUUUGCUGUUGGUAUGCAAAAAGAUUUAAUACGUACGGAUGAAGAACGUGCUGCUCGAUUACAAUUAGUUAAAGCAAACCGUAUACACCGACACGGAAAAUAUCAACAACAUGCACCUUGUGACAUAAAAAAAUCACCUCAUCAAAAUGAUUCAUCAUCAUUCUCAUUAUUAUCAUCAAAUGAUUGGAUACAAAUAACAAAUAUUCGUAAUGCCUACGGACAUUUUUGUUUAAAUCCAAUAUUACAUGCUGAAGAAGAACGUGAAGAAUAUUUAACAGCACAACCAAUUAAAUGUCGAUUAAAAGAACAUUCAUUUUUAAAUGUAUUAAAUGUACGUUUAACAUCAUUAUCAACAUUUUUUUCUACAACUAUACCUGCAUAUUCUAUUGGAAUGAAUAGAAAUGAUCGACAAUGGUUAAUACAUAUGAAUUUACAUUAUUUAUUUUUAUUUUCAUCCAUGGAUUUAAUGAAUAUUAAUGGUAAUCAAUUACAUUUUGGAUCAAAUAAAGCUUGUCAUAAUGUUUAUUUAUAUGUAUUUGGACAAGAUUUAUUAAUACGUGAAGAAUAUUUAAUACAUAAACUAAAUCAUUUAAUUGGUCAUGAUUCCGCUAUAAGUAAAAUUAUGCAGAUUAUUUUAUUUUUAUCACCAUGUUUAGUUACUAAUUCUUUUCGAACGUUAAAUUCUUAUCAACCAUCAGCAGAAACAAUUUUACAUAUACAUCAUGCUCAACAAGAAUAUACUCAUAUAUUAUGGUCAUAUUUAAUUUAUCGUUAUGGUGAAAUUAAAGCUCAAAAACUUUUUAUGUCAAUUAUAGGACAUGUUUUACAACAACAAAUAUAUGGCAAUGAUGUUGAUAAAAGUUUAAUUGAAAGACAACCAUUUGGAAAUCUUGUUUAUUCUAUGUUAACAUCAUUUUCAAUUGAUUGA
Adineta steineri is the source of this 1266-nucleotide messenger RNA. The record is from the annotation of a GenBank genome assembly. NCBI's taxonomy places the organism in Eukaryota, Metazoa, Rotifera, Eurotatoria, Adinetida, Adinetidae.